AUGGCGUGUCAACCUAAACGCUCCGAAACCGUCGUAGUUCACGAGUUCCUGGCCUUUGUUCAACAAAAAUUGGUCGUCAUGGACCAGGUGUCUCUGGAGCAGAUACUGAUGACAAGCUUCACCGAGGACGAGAUCAUCCAAGCGAAGAAGAUGUUAGCAGAUUCAGCCGUGAUCCAAAUCCGUCUCAUCACACGUCACAGGGAUGGACGCGGCGAUUCUUGCAUUCAAUUAGUUUUCUCUUUAUUUGCCAACAAGAGUGCAGUAAGUGAAGGUGUGUUAAUCGUUGCUGCUCUUCUGAGACAAGAAAUAUUGAGAAAUCGUCGUAAAAAGAGGUGUUGGAUCAAAAAAUGGAUAGCAAGAAGAGGAGUUCUUGGAGCGUCUAACAAUCUUUGUGCAGCAUUACAAAUAGAAAAUGAAGAUGACUUUAAGAACAUGUUUCGUGUCAACAGAACCCAGUUUGAUUAUUUAUUAGAUAAAAUUGGUUCUUCUAUACAAAGGCAAAAUACAACAAUGCGUAAUGCUAUUCCUGCUCGAACAAAACUAGAAAUAGCAUUAAAAUAUUUGGCAACUGGAGAUUCGUUUGGUACACUGUCACAAUUAUUUAGAGUACCUAGGUGUACUAUAAGUACAUUCUUGGUCGAAGUUCUUGAAGCUAUUUACUCUGUAUUAGAAGAUUUUAUAAAGGUGAGUUCGAAAUAA
This is a messenger RNA of Parnassius mnemosyne (clouded apollo), 699 nucleotides long. Lineage: Eukaryota; Metazoa; Arthropoda; Insecta; Lepidoptera; Papilionidae. The record is from the annotation of a GenBank genome assembly.